AGCGCCUUCUCUCUCUGUUGUUUCUGAAAUGAUCGUAAUCAUAGAAAUAUAGGCGCACAAACUCUUUUUUAAUCUGUAUUGAGCGUGUAUUUUCAAACAGCGGCCGGCUUGACCACAGUGGAAAACCUGUAGUUUGGUGAUGCUCUGUUAUAGAGACAUGAUUACUUUCUCUGGGAUUGAUCAUAUGAGUAUGUGUUCAUUGCACUGCCUAUAUUUCAGUAAGAAGACUUCCUGAUCAGCUGACUCGAUGCAGCCGGACGAACAUUGAAAUCGAAAGUAAAGAAUACAAGUGAAAGUAAAAUUGAUCCGCGGACAUUUCACGACCACGAGCUUCCGUCAGCGAAACAUCUAUAUUUGUGCUAAUCUAUAGCUAAAGGACAUGGUCGUUUUGGUUUAAUUUAGCGUUUGAAGAUGCGCCGAACGAGCUGUGUUUUGAUGUCAGUGCUGCUGAUGAUCGCCGAUGGUUUGAUUGUAAAAGGUCCCUCUGGUCCUCUGGUUGCUCCUCUGGGAUCCUCCGUGGUUUUGCCCUGUUCUGUUGAUGAACUUUUAUCAGUGGAGGAUCUGGAGGUGGAAUGGAGAAGAACAGACUCAGAGACUCUGGUUCAUCUGUAUCAGGACGGUGAGAGUCGAGCAGAGGCCCAGCACCAGGAUUAUCAGGAUAGAGCUCAUUUCUUCACUGAUCAGAUUCAACAUGGAAACUUCUCCCUCCGGCUGGACGAUCUGAGAGCUGAAGAUGAGGGACAGUAUAAAUGUAAAGUUCACAGUCAGCAAGAGUCUGGUGAGACUGUGGUUCAAAUAAAAGUUAAUGCUGAGCGUUUGCUAGUAUCAGGAUCGAGUCGCUCCAUAUCUGCGUCUGUGGGUGAAGACGUCACUCUGAACUGCUCUGUAGACUCUCACAUCCCACCUGAAGACUUUGAGGAGGUUUCAUGGAAGAAAACAGAUGAAGAUAUUCAGGUUCUGCUCUACCAAAACAAUGAGGCACAUUCAUCAAAUGAGCGAUACAUAGACAGAGUUGAGCUCUUCACUGCUGAAAUCCCCAAAGGAAACUUCUCUCUCAGACUGAAGAGCAUCAGAACUGAGGAUAAAGGAGUUUACAUGUGUGAGGUGUUUGCUGGAGGACUUUCAGCCAAUGCAACUGUAGUACUGGAGCAACUGGGUGAGGCCAAAGAGGAUGCCUACAGAAAUGGGUACAGAGUCUUGUACAAUCAGGCCAGGAACACACUGAAUAAGGAGAUUAGAGUGUCUAAAAGGACCUACGCUAAAAAGUUGGAAGAUCAGUUCACUUCCAAUGACUCAGCUUCAGUGUGGAAAGUUUCUGCGUCUGGAUCUGCACUCCUGCUCUGCUGUCUGAUCUACUGCAGAUCUCCUACUAAAGACACAGUCUUCCGUCUUCAGAUGUUUCUCGUCUUCUGUCCAAAUGUUCUGAUGUCUCUAGCGUUUGUCCUCUGGGGUGUUUCUGAAGGAUCUCUGUUUGAGUCGGUCUCUUGUUGUGCUCUUUAUUUUCUGAGGCCUCUCAUGUUGCUCUGGACGGCUCCGUAUGUUAAUGAGUUCACAGGCAAGAUUAAAACAUGGGUUCAAAAUUACAGUUCUGACACAGAAUAUAUGGUUUUCUCAGCUGUUUUUUAUUCAGUUCUGUUUAAAUCUGCCUGGGACAAGAGUCUGAAUUAUGGUGGAUUUGAGGGUGUCAUGAUUAUAGUCCUCUUUGUGAUGGUGAUUCUGUUCAACCUCUUCUUUAUUAUUCGAGUUUUGUUGGUGAGAUUGAUUGGUAAAUUAAGUCAGCGGAUCAUAACUAUAUUCGUGGUUCUGGCUAAUAUAAGCUUUAAUGUUCUGCCUUCACUUCAAUUCAUCCUCCUGUUCUUCGCCUUUGGAUCUGGUAGAGGAGAUCUUCCUCGUGUUGUUGCUGUGUAUGUGUUUGGAUCAGUCGGUGUUGUGUUACUGAACUCUGUUGCUCUGAUAACUGAACUGAUCCUGAAAACAGUUAAUGGUGAAGGUGCGAUGGGAGACAUGAGGAUCGUCGUCUUCUCCUCUGAAUUCCUCUUCACUUUCAUUCUGAUGGUUUUAAUGGUAUUUGAACCCUGGAUCACACCAUGUCUGCAGUCUUGUCAGAAGGCAAUAAAGUCUCGUCGAGCUGCAGCCGCUGGAUCACAGCAUCAGGAAUCUCAGAAUGCAGCAGCAGAUUCAGCCAGUGGAUCAAACCAGAACCAGAACCAGAACCCAGCAGAAUCACAUGAGAUGAAAGCUCUGCUGGAAAAACAAAACCAGGAGACCGGCAGGAGUGACGGGGCGGAGGAAACCCAGCCGGAGUCAGUGGUUUCACAAACAUAAUCAACAGUCCCAGAAAAACACUCGUGAGGAGCUUUCCUCUGUGAUUUAAGAGUUCAGUCUCAUUCUUCAUUUGUUAUUGAGGCCGUUAUUUAAUGCACGUUUGCUGUAAAUAUAUGCAGGAUGUUUAACUGCCAUUGCACUUGUUCUUGAUAUGCAUGUAAUAGUGAUUUGCUUUUAUAAUUAACUCUAGCUGUAAACCAACUUCAGCAGUAGAAAUGAGACUGAGACUCCUUCAAGAUCAACGGAGAGAAAUCAGUGUUAGUUUUAACUUUAAACACGUCUGUGGAUUGAUGCUCGAGUCUCGAGAUCACAGUUCAGGAUCAUGAUGUCAGUAAAUGUUCACUUCUGUCACUUACAGCCAUCAGAAACACUGAGACUGAACAUCUGCACCUUCAGAUGGCAGCUCAGAUCCUUCAGAGUAAAACA
Sinocyclocheilus anshuiensis is the source of this 2751-nucleotide messenger RNA. RefSeq lists its product as uncharacterized. The record is from RefSeq and is a predicted model, not a curated record. Gene Ontology annotation, cellular component: external side of plasma membrane. NCBI's taxonomy places the organism in Eukaryota, Metazoa, Chordata, Actinopteri, Cypriniformes, Cyprinidae. Gene Ontology annotation, biological process: T cell costimulation; negative regulation of T cell proliferation; positive regulation of T cell proliferation. The coding region runs from base 412 to 2325 and encodes 637 amino acids. The transcript is spliced from 15 exons.